GUCACACAUGCCCCGCACGGGUCUGGGGCUCUCUGCCCUGCAGUUGUUCUGCCCCCCUGCAGUGGAAACUCCUCUAGAUCUUGCCUCAGGUGCCGGUUACUUUGGCUGAGGUGUCUGAAUCUCCCAGAGGCCCUGUGUGGCCAAAGGGCAGAGGCCACUCACCAGCAUGCAAGAGAAUGACCAGACUGUGCUCUCAGUUGGAUUUCCCAUUCCCAGUGCUGCUAUGAUCUCCUGCUUGGAGCAAGGGGAAAAACCGCGUGUCCUGGAUCCUCUGGACUCAGAGAUGACAGAGAUUCCAAGAGUCACAGAUGAGGGGAUCCCAAGCAACAGCAAGGUGGAUGCUCCUGACUCUGAGAAAACAGAACUGCAUGAGAUGCUGCUGAGAGGAUCCAGCCAGGCCACUUCCUGGAGCCUGGAGAGCAAGUGCCAGGUACCACAGGCCUGUCAGGACCCUUCAGGCCAACCUGACCAUGGGGAAGGCGCAGGGGAGCUCCAUGAUGUGACUCCACCCCCAAAAGCCCUGGCCGGGGAGAAGCCCUACAAGUGCAUGGCCUGUGGGAAGGGCUUCAGCCAGAGCUCUGAUCUCAUCCGGCACCAGCGCACCCACACAGGCGAGCGCCCCUACCAGUGCCCAGCCUGUGGCAAGGGCUUUGGCGACAGCUCCACACUACUUAAGCACCACCGCACUCACACAGGGGAGAAGCCCUACAAGUGCAUGCAGUGUGGCAAGGCCUUUAUCCUCAGCUCCUACCUGCUGCAGCACCAGCGAGUGCAUGGCCACGACAGGCCCCACCAGUGUGGCAGCUGUGGGCGCCACUUCAGGCAGAGCACUGAGCUGGUUCAACACAGGCGCGCCCACCUAGGUGAGAAGCCCUACAAGUGCCCAGCCUGUGGCAAGGGCUUCGGCCAGAGCUCUGACCUCAUCCGGCACCAGCGCACACACACAGGCGAGAAGCCCUACAAGUGCCCAGCCUGUGGCAAGGGCUUCGGCGACAGCUCCACGCUCAUCAAGCACCAGCGCACCCACACUGGUGAGCGGCCCUACAAGUGCCCGGCCUGUGGGAAGGGCUUCGGUGAGAGCUCCACACUCAUCAAGCACCAGCGCACACACACCGGUGAGCGCCCCUAUGUAUGUGCCCAGUGUGGCAAGGCCUUCAGCCUCAGCUCCACCCUCUUCAAGCACCAGCGCACCCACACGGGUGAGCGCCCCUACCCAUGUGCCCAGUGCGGUAAAGCUUUCAGCCUCAGCUCCAACCUGCUGCAGCACCAGCGCACACAUGCUGGUGAGCGCCCCUACCUGUGUUCCCAGUGUGGCAAGCGCUUCACUCAGAGCUCCAACCUGCUGCAGCACCAGCGCACCCACACUGGCGAGCGCCCCUACCAGUGCACCCAGUGUGGGCGCCACUUCAGCCUCAGCUCCAACCUGGUGCAGCACCAGCGCACGCACCUGGGCGAGCGCCCCUACCAGUGCUCGCAGUGUGGCAAGCGCUUCGGGCUCAGCUCCAACCUGCUGCAGCACCAGCGCACUCACACCGGGGAGCGGCCCUACCCAUGUGCCCAGUGCGGCAAGCGCUUUGGUGACAGUUCCACCCUCAGCAAGCACCGCCGGACCCAUGCAGGGCAGCAUCCACACACCUGUGCCCCAACCAGCAAGCGGGGCCCGGGGGAUGGGACCAUGUGUCUGCAGCAACCCUGUGGUCACCGGGGUGAGGCCCCUCACCAGGGCACCCAGUGUGGCAAGGUCUUGGGCCAGAGCAUUGGUGUGAGCCUACACCAGCACACCCAUGCCAUGCAGGAGUCCUGCAAGGACUGGCCGCUCUGUGCUGUGGCAUCCUGCCCUUGACCUUGGCUGCCAGGCUCUUCUGCACCAUGGCACCCUGCCCCAACUUAGGCCAGCAGGUCUUGGGGGACUAUAUGUCUGCUAAGGGGGACAAAAUGUCUGCCAGAGAGGAACAAAAUGUCCAUCAGAGGGACAAGAUGUCCACAUGGGUCUCUGCAGCCCAGUAGCCGUAUCCCAGAAGCAUGGGAUGGAUGAAAGUGCCUCAAGCAGACAACCCCUGGCUGUACAAGGCUGCCCAGGUGCCAUCAAACCUCUGACCACCUGCUGGCCUCUUCUGUCCCCAGUGUUGUAGUCUCUGAAGCUCUGCAGGUGCAGAAAGGACCUCAGGCUUUCACCGUGUGAGGUUGGUAAAUGCCUGCGUGAGGAGGGCUCUUCUGCAGUUAGGCUUCUACAGAGCUGGCCCCAUGGAGGCACCUUCAGUAUCAGCCUUGUGCCAUUUGGGCUGGGAAUAGCUACUGCUUCACCCCUGAGCGCUGCCAUGGGGCACUGCCCCAGCCGUACAGCGUAGAAUGAGGAAACCUGCUCGGGUGGUGUGCACUAAAGUCUGACUUGCACACAAAUGUAGGACUUGGCUCCCAGUAUGCCUCUGUGAGGAGGGGGAGAGGAACGAGCAGGGGAAGACCAUCUGUAGGGAAAGGAGUGGCAAUGGUUGAGUAGCUAAUCCCCACUUCUCCAGUUUAGUGGAAUAGAGCUAAGAAAAGGGGAAAAAACUAGGCCAGAUCCUGAGGGGAAGGUUUCUGUGGGUGAGAUCUGUGAAGCUAUGAGGCUGGCAGGCCAGGUGGCCACCCUGUCACCUGAGUCAUUUCACAGUGGAUUGGAUGUAAAGAGCUCUCCUCAGAUGUUAAUGGUCCUAGGAAAAAUAAUGUCUCUAAAUGCAGGGAAAGAACUGGGCCAACACCACAAGGCAGGCAUGACUCUGGGAAGACUUCGGUGUCACAGCCUGGCAUGAAAAUAUUACACGGCUGUCACAUGUCCAUGGAGUCUGAAAAGAUCCCAGGUGAUAAUUCUUAAGAAAAGCUGAACUGAUCAUGCAUGUGCAGUUGAUAGUUAUGCCUACUUGGGAGUUGUCUGAACUGGAGGUUUCUAACCUGAAAGUAGACAUCUUGGCUCCCUUUGUUUCCUUCCCAGUGAGCGCAUGGUGCUAUGUGGGAUAUUUCUGUGAACUCUGAUAGAGAACUGUUGCAGUUUGCAUCCAAUAAAGAGACCUGAUAUGUUUUAGCCAA
Alligator mississippiensis (American alligator) is the source of this 3063-nucleotide messenger RNA. Its product is annotated as zinc finger protein ZFP2. Gene Ontology annotation, molecular function: DNA-binding transcription factor activity, RNA polymerase II-specific; RNA polymerase II cis-regulatory region sequence-specific DNA binding. The record is from RefSeq and is a predicted model, not a curated record. Gene Ontology annotation, biological process: regulation of transcription by RNA polymerase II. NCBI's taxonomy places the organism in Eukaryota, Metazoa, Chordata, Crocodylia, Alligatoridae. The transcript is spliced from 4 exons. Bases 167 to 1843 code for a protein of 558 amino acids.